AUGUUAUUAGAUGAUUAUUGUGAAAAACAUCCGAAUAUUAUAAUUGAUAAAUUUCAUAAAACAUCAAAUCGUCUUGAUCCAGAUUUAUCACAACAGUUUUGGCAACCACAAAGUUUUAAACGAUUUGGUGAUGCACAUAUCAUACAUGAUGAAAUAUUUGAUUCACAUCGUUGGGCAUCAUUUAAAAAUUUAUUAUUUUAUAUGUUUAACUCAUCAUUAGCCAAUGAUUUUGAUUUAUAUUAUAAAGAAUUUAUUCUAACUUUAAGAAAUAAACCAGAAGAUCAUUAA
Molecule: messenger RNA, 288 nt
Organism: Rotaria sp. Silwood1
Lineage: Eukaryota; Metazoa; Rotifera; Eurotatoria; Philodinida; Philodinidae
Source: the annotation of a GenBank genome assembly